AUGGCAAAAGGCAGUUGCAUGUGUGGCCAAGUCCACUAUGAAUACACCGGCGAACCAGCAGUAACAGCCCUCUGCCACUGCACCGACUGCCAAAAAUGGACCGGCGCCGCCUACACCUCCAACGUCGUCGUCCCCCGCACCAGCUUCAAAGUCACAAAGGGCUCUCCUAAGGACUACGAUGCCAAGGGCGACUCUGGCAAGAUCAACAAACACUGGUUCUGCGCCAACUGUGGUUCUUCUCUAUACACUGAGCUGGAGAUUAUGCCAGACAUGACUUGUGUGAAGAGUGGAAGUUUGGAUGGCGGUGCUGCCAAUCAUGAGAUCAAGGUUGAGUUUUACAACAAGGACAGAUUGGGCUACACCAAGCCGGUUGAGGGGGCUGAUCAGAAGUCAGCAUUCUCUUGA
Aureobasidium pullulans EXF-150 is the source of this 405-nucleotide messenger RNA. RefSeq lists its product as uncharacterized. The record is from RefSeq and is a predicted model, not a curated record. Gene Ontology annotation, molecular function: carbon-sulfur lyase activity. The transcript has 2 exons. Bases 1 to 405 code for a protein of 134 amino acids. NCBI's taxonomy places the organism in Eukaryota, Fungi, Ascomycota, Dothideomycetes, Dothideales, Saccotheciaceae.